Messenger RNA from Erigeron canadensis, 1491 nucleotides. Its product is annotated as geranylgeranyl diphosphate reductase, chloroplastic. Lineage: Eukaryota; Viridiplantae; Streptophyta; Magnoliopsida; Asterales; Asteraceae. The transcript has a single exon. Gene Ontology annotation, cellular component: chloroplast thylakoid membrane. Gene Ontology annotation, biological process: photosynthesis; chlorophyll biosynthetic process. The coding region runs from base 45 to 1433 and encodes 462 amino acids. The record is from RefSeq and is a predicted model, not a curated record. Gene Ontology annotation, molecular function: oxidoreductase activity, acting on the CH-CH group of donors, NAD or NADP as acceptor; FAD binding.
UUCACUUUAGUAUCCACAAAAAACCACCACCACAAACACACAACAUGGCGUCCGUCGCACUUAAAUCUUUCGUCGGACUCCGUCGCCAAUCCUCGCCGGAAAACAGCCUUCUCUCAAAACCACUUCCAUCCAACCAAAUCCAAUACCGCCGAUUGAAUGUGGUGGCCGGAAAAUCCAGCCCCAAAAUCACCGGCCGGAAUCUCCGUGUGGCCAUCGUUGGUGGGGGUCCAGCCGGUGGUGCCGCCGCCGAAACUUUAGCUAAAGGCGGCGUGGAAACUAUCCUUAUUGAACGGAAAAUGGAUAAUGCUAAGCCUUGCGGCGGAGCUAUCCCUCUUUGCAUGGUGGGUGAGUUUGACCUGCCGUUGGAUAUCAUUGACCGGAGGGUAACUAAGAUGAAAAUGAUAUCGCCGUCGAAUGUGGCGGUGGAUAUUGGGAGAACUUUGAAACCCCAUGAAUAUAUCGGGAUGGUGCGUCGAGAGAUUCUCGACGCGUACCUUCGCGAACGUGCCGCCGCUGCAGGCGCCACGGUCGUGAAUGGUCUGUUUGUCAAAAUGGACAAACCGACCGAUAAGUACGCGCCGUAUGUAAUUCAUUACAACGCGUACGAUGGCAAAGUUGGCUCCACCGGCAAAAAGGUCACAAUCGAAGUUGAUGCUGUGAUUGGUGCCGAUGGAGCCAACUCCCGCGUCGCUAAAUCUAUCGAUGCGGGAGAUUAUGAGUACGCAAUCGCGUUUCAAGAACGGAUUAAGAUCCCCGAUGACAAAAUGCAUUAUUAUGAGAAUCUCGCCGAGAUGUAUGUUGGUGAUGACGUGUCACCUGAUUUUUAUGGGUGGGUGUUUCCUAAAUGUGACCACGUGGCGGUUGGAACCGGCACAGUGACCCAUAAACCUGACAUUAAGAAAUUCCAGACCGCCACGCGCUUGAGAGCACGUGACAAGAUUCUAGGUGGAAAGAUUAUUCGGGUGGAGGCCCACCCGAUUCCAGAACACCCUAGGCCGCGAAGACUAGCGGAAAGGGUGGCUCUGGUUGGUGACGCAGCUGGCUACGUCACUAAGUGCUCGGGUGAAGGGAUUUAUUUUGCGGCAAAGAGUGGGAGGAUGUGCGCAGAGGCGAUUGUUGAGGGAUCGGCAAAUGGGACUAGGAUGAUCGAUGAGUCGGAUUUGAGGGUGUAUUUGGAGAAAUGGGACAAAACCUAUUGGCCAACUUAUAAGGUGUUGGAUAUAUUGCAAAAGGUGUUUUACCGGUCGAAUCCAGCUAGGGAGGCGUUUGUGGAGAUGUGCGCGGAUGAGUACGUGCAGAAGAUGACUUUCGAUAGCUAUUUGUACAAGAGGGUCGUACCCGGAAACCCAUUGGAUGACUUGAAGCUUGCUUUUAACACCAUUGGAAGCUUGGUUAGGGCUAACGCCCUUAGGAAUGAGAUGGCAAAGAUCUAAUAUGAUAUAAUGUAUUUGUUGUGUUAUGUAAUAUUCAAGAUACUUUAAUUGUUGUUAA